GUUGUAAAUAUCUCUAGCCACACUCUUGUAAGUUGUAACAUAAUAUAAUCUGUGUAAUUCACAAUUCUUCAUUCCGAAUUAUAACAACAAUAUGGGACUGUCCUGGGUGAAUCAACUUAUUCGGUCAUACAAUGAGACCAUGGAGCUUGCAGAUCCGAGGGCAUUGAAAUAUCCGCUCAUGAAUUCUGUUGUUCCAAAUAUGGUUUCGACUAUCAUCUACCUAUGGGUAGUCCUUUAUGCUGGUCCUAAGUACAUGAAGAAACGUCAACCUCUUCAGCUCAGACCUGUCAUUGCUCUUUACAAUCUAUGCAUGGUUAUAUUUGCACUCUUCUUGUUUUACGAGUUCUUGAUGUCUGGUUGGGCAACUGGAUAUUCAUUUACUUGCCAAGAAUGUGAUUAUUCAAAUUCUCCGCAAGCAUUAAGAAUGGUCAGAGUCUGUUAUCUUUUCUGGCUUUCGAAACAUAUCGAAUUUUUAGAUACGGUUUUUUUCAUUGCAAGAAAGAAAUUCCAACACGUUUCAUUCCUUCAUGUAUUCCAUCAUAGCAUCAUGGCAUUCACUUGGUGGUUCGGUGUAAAGUUCUCUCCAGGUGGCCUCGGCACAUUCCAUGGAAUGAUCAACUCUUUUGUACAUCUUGUUAUGUACACGUACUAUGGUAUCGCAGCUCUUGGACCAGCUUAUCAAAAAUACCUUUGGUGGAAAAAAUAUCUCACUGUGUUCCAGAUGACUCAAUUUGUUGUUGUAUUCUCUCACAUCGGCUAUGUCAUUGCUUUCACCAAUUGCAAAUACCCAGAGGUUUUCAAAUACAUCAUCGGUGCUUAUGGCACAAUAUUCUUCAUUCUGUUUGCUGACUUCUGGACAAAAGCUUACAGCAGAAGACCCGCACAAAAAGUGAAAGAUGAACCUAAAACAGAAUUGACCUCUGAACCCGCUAAGGAAAUAGGAAAUGGAGAAAGUGUCAUCCAAAGGAGAAAGCCUAUUUCUGUCAAAUAAACUCAUUUAACACAUAAAUAUAAACUGUUGAGUUCAAUAUGUUUUCGUCAUUAACGAGGUUUCCUGACAGCUUUCGAUCCAAUUUCCAAGUUAAGUUACAAAAUUGAAUUACUUUUUUAGUUAUAUUCAUGAUGUAGACAAAUUUUAAGUGAUUCAACAUCUUGUUUUUAUUUAUAGAUAUACUAUUUUAUUAAGGAGGUCAAAACAUACCUCUAUGUUAUUAACAUUUUUAUAAAGUAGUUUUCCACAAUUUAUAUUAU
Styela clava is the source of this 1251-nucleotide messenger RNA. Its product is annotated as very long chain fatty acid elongase 7-like. Gene Ontology annotation, cellular component: endoplasmic reticulum membrane. Gene Ontology annotation, biological process: sphingolipid biosynthetic process; fatty acid elongation, monounsaturated fatty acid; very long-chain fatty acid biosynthetic process. Gene Ontology annotation, molecular function: fatty acid elongase activity. NCBI's taxonomy places the organism in Eukaryota, Metazoa, Chordata, Ascidiacea, Stolidobranchia, Styelidae. The record is from RefSeq and is a predicted model, not a curated record.